This is a messenger RNA of Macrosteles quadrilineatus (aster leafhopper), 2625 nucleotides long. RefSeq lists its product as uncharacterized. Lineage: Eukaryota; Metazoa; Arthropoda; Insecta; Hemiptera; Cicadellidae. The record is from RefSeq and is a predicted model, not a curated record. The transcript has a single exon. Bases 1 to 2625 code for a protein of 874 amino acids.
AUGUCUCUAUAUGCUAAUACAGGACCUCACACAGUUCGCGGUCCUCACGGCAUCACAGUGUUUCUGCAACAACCCAGCAACUCAGCAACACUGUGGUACAACGUUUCACCUCACACAGUUCGCGGUCCUCACGCCAUCACAGUGUUUCUGCAACAACCCAGCAACUCAGCAACACUGUGGUACAACGUUUCACCUCACUCAGUUCGCGGUCCUCACGCCAUCAGAGUGUUUCUGCAACAACCCAGCAACUCAGCAACACUGUGGUACAACGUUUCAUCUCACUCAGUUCACGGUCCUCACGCCAUCACAGUGUUUCUGCAACAACCCAGCACCUCAGCAACACUGUGGUACAACGUUUCAUCUCACACAGUUCGCGGUCCUCACGCCAUCACAGUGUUUCUGCAACAACCCAGCAACUCAGCAACACUGUGGUACAACGUUUCACCUCACUCAGUUCGCGGUCCUCACGCCAUCACAGUGUUUCUGCAACAACCCAGCACCUCAGCAACACUGUGGUACAACGUUUCACCUCACUCAGUUCGCGGUCCUCACGCCAUAACAGUGUUUCUGCAACAACCCAGCAACUCAGCAACACUGUGGUACAACGUUUCACCUCACUCAGUUCGCGGUCCUCACGCCAUCACAGUGUUUCUGCAACAACCCAGCACCUCAGCAACACUGUGGUACAACGUUUCACCUCACACAGUUUGCGGUCCUCACGCCAUCACAGUGUUUCUGCAACAACCCAGCACCUCAGCAACACUGUGGUACAACGUUUCACCUCACUCAGUUCGCGGUCCUCACGCCAUCACAGUGUUUCUGCAACAACCCAGCAACUCAGCAACACUGUGGUAUAACGUUUCAUCUCACUCAGUUCACGGUCCUCACGCCAUCACAGUGUUUCUGCAACAACCCAGCAACUCAGCAACACUGUGGUACAACGUUUCACCUCACUCAGUUCGCGGUCCUCACGCCAUCACAGUGUUUCUGCAACAACCCAGCACCUCAGCAACACUGUGGUACAACGUUUCACCUCACUCAGUUCGCGGUCCUCACGCCAUAACAGUGUUUCUGCAACAACCCAGCAACUCAGCAACACUGUGGUACAACGUUUCACCUCACUCAGUUCGCGGUCCUCACGCCAUCACAGUGUUUCUGCAACAACCCAGCACCUCAGCAACACUGUGGUACAACGUUUCACCUCACACAGUUUGCGGUCCUCACGCCAUCACAGUGUUUCUGCAACAACCCAGCACCUCAGCAACACUGUGGUACAACGUUUCACCUCACUCAGUUCGCGGUCCUCACGCCAUCACAGUGUUUCUGCAACAACCCAGCAACUCAGCAACACUGUGGUACAACGUUUCACCUCACUCAGUUCGCGGUCCUCACGCCAUCACAGUGUUUCUGCAACAACCCAGCACCUCAGCAACACUGUGGUACAACGUUUCACCUCACUCAGUUCGCGGUCCUCACGCCAUCACAGUGUUUCUGCAACAACCCAGCACCUCAGCAACACUGUGGUACAACGUUUCACCUCACACAGUUUGCGGUCCUCACGCCAUCACAGUGUUUCUGCAACAACCCAGCACCUCAGCAACACUGUGGUACAACGUUUCACCUCACUCAGUUCGCGGUCCUCACGCCAUAACAGUGUUUCUGCAACAACCCAGCAACUCAGCAACACUGUGGUACAACGUUUCACCUCACUCAGUUCGCGGUCCUCACGCCAUCACAGUGUUUCUGCAACAACCCAGCACCUCAGCAACACUGUGGUACAACGUUUCACCUCACACAGUUUGCGGUCCUCACGCCAUCACAGUGUUUCUGCAACAACCCAGCACCUCAGCAACACUGUGGUACAACGUUUCACCUCACACAGUUUGCGGUCCUCACGCCAUCACAGUGUUUCUGCAACAACUCAGCACCUCAGCAACACUGUGGUACAACGUUUCACCUCACUCAGUUCACGGUCCUCACGCCAUCACAGUGUUUCUGCAACAACCCAGCAACUCAGCAACACUGUGGUACAACGUUUCAUCUCACUCAGUUCACGGUCCUCACGCCAUCAGAGUGUUUCUGCAACAACCCAGCACCUCAGCAACACUGUGGUACAACGUUUCACCUCACACAGUUUGCGGUCCUCACGCCAUCACAGUGUUUCUGCAACAACUCAGCACCUCAGCAACACUGUGGUACAACGUUUCAUCUCACUCAGUUCACGGUCCUCACGCCAUCAGAGUGUUUCUGCAACAACCCAGCAACUCAGCAACACUGUGGUACAACGUUUCAUCUCACUCAGUUCACGGUCCUCACGCCAUCACAGUGUUUCUGCAACAACCCAGCACCUCAGCAACACUGUGGUACAACGUUUCAUCUCACUCAGUUCACGGUCCUCACGCCAUCACAGUGUUUCUGCAACAACCCAGCAACUCAGCAACACUGUGGUACAACGUUUCACCUCACACAGUUCACGGUCCUCACGCCAUCACAGUGUUUCUGCAACAACCCAGCACCUCAGCAACACUGUGGUACAACGUUUCAACUCACUUUUUUCGCGUUCCACAGUGUUUCUGCAACAAUUUAGAACCUAAGCAAUACUGUAGUCUUUUCAUUCUUCUUUGA